AUGGAUGCCAUCCUCCUUUCGCCGGUUAUCUCGGCGACCAUCUUGAUUGAUGCCGAGGUAACUGCCGUAGCGCAGCUUAACGAAAUUCUUCGGCGCUCCGGACUCCAUGUUUCCACAGGGUCCACUCAACUACACGUUACUCCAGAAAUGGUUUAUUUACUCUCGCGCGACGAUGUGGCGGUUCUCGCUCGUUUGGCCCGUGUUUUGGUGAAACAUGCAUCUGUACAAUGUGACUUUGGCGCUCUCUUCAGCGUCCUUUGGGGCCACGCAAAGGAUGUGGAGAAGCUACUUGACAAAUAUGCGCAGAAACCCUUGAAUGAUGAGUUGUGGUCGCGAGAGACAGCAUCGCGACAAGUAGUGUCCGAUUUAAUGUUUUUGGCACAUGUAUUCCACAUACUACGACACAUCGAGGAGCCGUGUGCACGUGAGGAAGUGAGGGAGGCUGUAAGCAUCGUGCAGAAGGAUGUGGAGUUCGUAGCAAGACUUGCGCUCAAGGUGGGGCAGGCGUUUGAUCUUGCCCUCAAGAACCUCAAACGCAGUGAUACUGUCUUGUUGCGUGCUCUAGAACUCUGUCAAGCCACAAUUGAGAUGUUCGCUGCAGCCAUCGCCACGCGGAAGACGCUAGACGUGAGUCCUCUACUUGACUUAUUCAACUCCGACCUGGCAUGGCGACUUAGUGGGGCUGGUGUGGUCGCAACGGAGAGUUACUGUGAGUCCAUUCGUCGGCUCAUAGGCGCUGUCUUUGCACGUCAAGACGAUUUUGUUGGCGUUGAGCAGGUGGCGGUACAGCUUUUGCUGCACCGUUUAACUAACAGGCCGCCCUUUGAUUGGGAGAGUUUUCGUAGAUUGUACAUUCUGCGGGAUGCCGAGCUUUUUGCCGCGACCGCGCUGACUCCACAGUACGGCAUCCUUCGUUACAUGAGCAUUGUACAGGCGUGCGUUGAGGCCUUGUUGGUAACAGAUGAGCCGUGGACGCAGUCGUUGCGACAACGAACAUUUAAGGCGCUCCAUCAAAUAAAUGAGAAGCAGAUGUUGUCCUUCUUUCAAGUUUCUCUGCUUGCAGCGCUUGAGGGAAUGCCGGAGAUGGACCUUGUUGACGAUGCGGUACUGCAACACCGGGCCGUGGUAACGCACCUCAUCGUCGAGCAUGAUAACAGUAAUAAUAUGCCACCGCCAAGCUUUCUUCGCAUUCUUUUGGCACAUGGAUACACUCUUCCACGCAUGGGUCACGGUGUGCUGAAGAGAAACUCUAUCUUGUCGCUCUUACGAGCCAUUUUCGAGCAGCUUUUUCAGGUGCCGCUUAUUCAGUUGGGAGAAACAAACAAAUUGACGGACCUAACAUUGAUUCCACCCGUCUUGACCAACCACCUUUUACGGCUGAUUUUAGAUGCCGCCGCUGCCGAUGCCGAGACAGCUCAUGAAGUGUUGUCGGAGGUGCACCGGGUUACAGGAAUUAUUUACGAGGCUAACACCUCACAGUGUGCCUCCCUCUUAUCCGCGCAGAAGAUGCCUGUGCCGCUUAGACGCAUUUCAGUUUCGGCAAUGCGGUUACUCUUUAUGUUCUUUGAGUCCAAUGCGAGCCUUUACACUAACAAUCAUUCGAUGGCCCUGGAGUCCCUUGGAAGGGUGUAUGCGGUCUUAGCGUUUUACAGCUCUGCGAAGAAGAACGUCACGAAGAUCGAAAAGAGUGCGACGAUGCGAAUGAUUUCAAAGGUGAGCAUGCAGUUGUUGGCUCUUACGCAGAUGAUGAGGGCAGGGAAGCUUGAAUCCUUUUUUGUUGACGUGGUCCUCCCCUGUACCUCCACGGAGAAGUUGCAACAGAAAAAUCGUCAGCAGUACGCACUACAGGAGGCGUAUUUACGAGCCUUUGCAUCCUCUGCAGUUGCUUUUGCAAUGGAUGAAAUGACAAUGUUGCGACACUGGGUGGAUACAUCCCUUCGCUGCAUAAGAAAUCCACUUAGUGGGGCCCUCUCUCUUGCAGGGUUAAACUUUUUCUCUGCCGCAUUCCUUUCGAAACGAGCCAUUGCACCCCUUUUUGUGCCAACCUACGUGGCGCUGAUGGUCCCAGUUACUAACAGCAGGCGAUAUAAUGAACCGUCGCUGCUUCUGGUGCGCCACUUUGCCAGGGGUGUGCGGGCAAUAUGUCAGGGAGUUGAGGAAUGUGAUGAAGAGCUGCUGACGAGGAUGAUGCAGAACCCAAAUUCCACUGUAAACAAAUUCUUGUCGGAAUUUUAUGGCGAGGGAAAAACCAAGCCAACAUUAGAUGGAGUUCGACCCCUCAGUUGCGUCCUUCUCGUUGUGUCUUCUCUCUUUGAUAAGGUGUGUUUUAUUCUUGGGCACACCGCGGCGGCGGACACUUCCUCCAGGCAGGAGCGAAUUGCCCGUUUCCAGGCGUAUUUCUCCGCUCUCAUUAAUUUGCUGCAGUGCCGCUCACGUACUGUGCUUCAUCGUGUGUGCGCCUCCGUAGAAGCUGUUGUUCUGGAGCACCUGCGCGGUGUUCCGAGGGCCCAGUUGCAAUGGAUGAAGUACGUCACUGCCACCGUGGACCUCAUUGAGGGGACAGGCAAGAAGGAGUUGGUGGAAUGGCUUUUUAAGUUGAAGGAAAAGGCAGCUAAAGUGAUUCCCCAUUCCAGGCUCUAG
Molecule: messenger RNA, 2640 nt
Organism: Trypanosoma rangeli
Lineage: Eukaryota; Euglenozoa; Kinetoplastea; Trypanosomatida; Trypanosomatidae
Product: putative phosphoribosylpyrophosphate synthetase
Exons: 1
Coding region: 1-2640 (879 amino acids)
Source: RefSeq, a predicted model, not a curated record